AGUUUGAUACUUAUGGCCUUCGUUGUACUUUCUGCCUUUAAGCAUUCUUUAGCACUUUUCUUUUCUUCUUCUGAAGGUUCUCCAUUUAUUUAAAAGGUGGUAUCAGAUCUGUAGAAAAAGCGUAUUUAUUUAGAUGUACUUUCCACCUACAUGUCUGGCUAACAAUGUGUUUAUGUUAUUGUAAAGAUAAAUAUGCAAAAUUCAAAUCAAUAUCUACAUGAUGAAAUUUGCAACAAAAAUGCCCCCUCCUAAAAAAGUUUCUCUUCAGGAUUCCCUACUAAUUCCACCCCAACCCUCUGCAUGUUUUCCCUCUCUUCCACUUGUCACUUCUAUUGUGUGGCACGUUCACCCUUCACUAAGCUUGUAUUUUUGUCCUUUUAGAUUUUUUAAAUAGAUUUUUUUGUUAAUUUGUAAAAGAUGACUUUCCCUUGGACACACCGAUGUGCAGUUUUGGCUACAGUCUGACUAUUGUGGAUCAUGACGCCUACUAUUAGCUGGAGUAGUGAUCACAGUUGCAAUUUUUAAAUCGUAUGCACCAAAGCAUAUUCUUUCUUUUUCUAUUGUUUUUCUGUGUUUCCAUUCAGCUUUCCUGCUCUUACAGCUUCUGUGUUGUCGGCACUAACAAACUAGCCGAUGCUUGUUUGCUGUUUGUAUUCUGCAUUCCUACCUCCCACUUACUGUAAUAUAUGAUGUUGCUCUCUAAAUAUAAUAUCCUUCACAAUGUUAAAAAAAAUUCCUGUUUACAGAUAGUGAACAGCAAGCAGUAUGGUGUACAUGCUGAAGCUUCUACAUAUAAUCAAGAAAAUGGCAAGACAUUUGGUAAUGAAGGAAGACUUCUUGAGGGAGCAUACAGAGCAUCAGAAGGGUUUAGGAGUGAAGAUGUUUCAAAGAGCAGUACUGCGUUAGAGGAGAAGCGAGCCAAGGAGAUUCCUACUGAAUAUGAUAAGAUAAAAUUUCAAGGCCUCCGAGAGGAAGUAAAUGCCAGGCAGUUGAUUGAAGUUAAGCUUCUAGACUUGACCACAGCUGGACAGCUCCACAUGGGGAAGAAGGCCAUCGCUGAGGUGCAAAAAGACCUUGAGAUUUUUUUAACAAAGCCUACUGCAGUAGCUGGGCUGUACAUAGAAGCUAGCAAAAACAAAGUCUCACUUGCUUCUGCAGCUAAACAAAGAGUAAUUGAUAAAACAUCAGCUCUAGCAUUGUUAGAAGCCCAGGUUGCCACAGGUUUCAUCAUUGAUCCCAUAACUGGUAAAAAAUUCUCGGUGGAUGAAUCAGUCAUCAGCGGACUGGUAGAUUAUGAAUGGAAAACUAGGCUUCUGGAGGCAGAAAAGGCAGUUUUAGGUUAUCUGUUUUCUGGGAAAAAGCUGUCUGUUUACCAAGCAGUGGAAAGUAGAAUUUUAGAAAGACAAAAAGGCAAAAACAUUCUUGAGGCUCAGAUUGCCACUGGGGGAGUUAUUGACCCUGUCAGAAGCGUCCGUAUUCCUCCUGAGAUUGCAGUUGAGCUAGGCUUGCUGAAUAACACAAUGCUGAAAUAUUUACACGAACCUUCCAGUAACAAAAAAAGCUUCGAGAAUCCCAAUAACAGGCAAGCCAUGUAUUAUAACGACCUGCUGAAAUUGUGUGUGCUUGAUGUAGCUAGCAAAUGCUUCCUGCUUCCGGUUGGGGAGAGGAAAAUAAGCACUCCAUCUGCAGAAAAGAUUCAUAAGGUAUCUGUGGUUGACAUCAACACUGGUGCGGAAAUGACUUCCUAUGAGGCAUAUAAAAAGUCCCUGAUAGACAAAAGUACAUAUCUUGAGCUAUCUAGACAGGAAUUUCAGUGGAAAGAGUCCACGUGCUUUGAUGCCAGUGGAAAUUCUUACUUUGUUCUGACAGACCUGAAAACGGGGCUGCAGUUCAAUAUUGAUGAGGCCUUAAUUGCUGGCAAAAUAGACAGACUCUCAGUCAGUAAGUACAAGGAAGGGCAUCUUGCAGCUAGUGAGCUUGGUGACAUUUUGUUGACCAAUUCCAAGCCGCAUACCGAUCUCCAUAGUCCCAUUGCCGGGGUCUGGCUGCCUGAGACAAAUGAAAGGAUAGCUAUUGUAAAAGCUUCUCGCAAAAACUUGGUGGACAGGAACACUGCGCUGAGGUGUCUGGAGGCUCAAAUCUGCACAGGAGGAAUAAUUGAUCCCUUGACUGGAAAGAGGUACCCACUGGCUGAAGCCUUGCAAAGGGAGUUAAUUGACGAGGCAUGUGCUAAACACCUUCAGCAGUGUGAAUUGGUCUUCACUGGCAUUAGGCACCCUUUAUCAAACAGUAUUCUCUCAGUCACCGAAGCAAUAAAUAAAAACCUUCUAGACAAAGAAGUAGGCACUCGCUGCUUGGAAUAUCAGCAUUUGACGGGUGGGUUGAUAGAUCCCAAAUCUCAUUCUAGAUUGUCAAUGGAGGAUGCCAUCAAGAAUGGCCUAAUUGAUGCCGUUACUGCCACAAAAACUCAAGAUGAUAAAUUCUACAUAAAAAGCCUGAUGUGCCCUAAGACAAAAAAGCAAUUAACCUAUCAGGAAGCUCUCCAGGGAGCUAUUUUUGACUGCCAUACAGGACUACGCUUGCUAGAAGCUUCGGAGCUUAUCACCUCAGGUAUAUCAAGGCUUUAUUAUUCUACCCAGUAACUAAGCUAACCUGGCCGUCUAUUUUUUGAGACAAAAUUUUCAUAACAACAGAUUAUUCUUAAGAGUAAACAGGGAACAUACUCCACAGUCACUAGCACUGAUGACAUUGCCUCAUUGGGUAGUUGAAUGUUUGCAAGUUUACAACCAAGUUCAGAGACUCUGCACCAAGGACUCCACAGUUCAACCUUGAGCUACAAAUAUUCUCUUCUGUUGGAACUAAGUUCCGUUCUGUGGUAAGGAACAAAACUGCCACAUCGUAGAAAUAAUUCCCACUUAUAUAAUUGUACAACAUGGUGGAGGGGAAAAAAAUCACUCAAUUCCUGGCAACACAUUUUGGCUUUGCUUAUAGAUGGUUGUUUGCAUACUCUAAAUCUAGUAUUGCUCUAUGCUUGUAACCUUAGAACACAAUAAAAGCUAGAUAUUUCUAUGUUUUACAGAUUUCUGUGGAAGAUUUAAAUUCAUGCUUAAUUUUUCUCAUAAUGUAACUGUACUUCAGUUAUGAUUGGAUUGUGCUUCAGUUGCUGUUUUCUAUAAAUAAAAAUAGUAGCUUAUAACAAGAUGAAUUAUAUUGAUAUGUUUCAUUUCAUUCUAAUCUGGUUUUUGCCAUUCCAGCUGAACUUUUUAAAUUUAUUUUUUUUAAAUAUAUUCCAUUGUAAUCAAAUCAGUGUAAGUUAUUAAAAAAUCAUGAAUUUCAGGAUUUCCAGCAAACUACAGUAGAGCGCUAAGUGUGUAGAGUCUCUCAUAAUGACACUUAAAUGCUUAUUUUCAUAACUACUGCCCAUUUUCAGGGAAUAGUAAAACAUGGAAUUAUAAACUUGCAGAGGUUCAUAGAUAAAUUAUAUGAAAAAAUAUAUUAAAAAGGUUAGCAGAUGCAAAUUUCUAUUAAGCUAAGUCUGUCAAAGUAAGGUAGUACAAUUUUAACUAUUUGAUAAUGAAUUAUAUUCAUUGAGGCCUAUAUCUUAGUUUAAACAUUUAAGAUUGGUCAGUCAAAAAAUUUAAGGACAGUUUUAUACUCCUGUUAUAACAAUUAAAAUGAUUUUUUUUUCUGUUUAUUUUGGCACUUGAGUCUUUACAUUUCUUCUAAUUGGAAGCUUAAAUUAUUAGUGGAAAUGGCUAUACAACUGUCAAACUAGGGUUCCUUUCUGGUGGAUCAAUUAUCGCCUGAUGAAUAAAAAUUGUAUGACAUUUUGUCUAUAGGAAAGGGUUUUAGGUAUUUUAUAUUAAUGAAAUGUGGUAACCUCUCUAACUUCAUGAUAUCAGGUGUGGGUUUAUAAUUCAAAAGCUGCAGUUUAAUAACAGUUUUCCUUCCCAUUGUUAGAACAAUAAUGAUUUCUGUCCAUACGCAUUGAAUCAGCUCUGUACAAACGAAUGUGUUCAAAUGUAUCAAAUGACUAUCUUGGUUUUUU
This is a messenger RNA of Notechis scutatus (mainland tiger snake), 4048 nucleotides long. NCBI's taxonomy places the organism in Eukaryota, Metazoa, Chordata, Lepidosauria, Squamata, Elapidae. The record is from RefSeq and is a predicted model, not a curated record.